Molecule: messenger RNA, 2232 nt
Organism: Aureobasidium vineae
Lineage: Eukaryota; Fungi; Ascomycota; Dothideomycetes; Dothideales; Saccotheciaceae
Source: the annotation of a GenBank genome assembly
AUGAGUGGUGAAUUGACCAUCACUACAAGAGUUGAGGGCGAGAGUAUUGCCACUGCCAUCAGGAUAUCUCAGAAUGGCGAUCCAGUUCAGGAUCGUGCCACUCAUCCACCCGGAACCACAGUUCGUAUUGCCAAUUUCCUGAAGAACCAACCAGUUCGCAAGCAAGUCGCCCUCAAGGCCGCACCCAAAACCUUGACAAAGACCAAACAUUUGUUGCAAUCGUAUGCUUUUGCCAGACCAGCCACUAGGUUGUCAUUAAAGGUCAUGAAGGCCAAGAAUGACAAGGACAACUGGACCUAUGCACCCAAGAUCGGCAACGGAAUCGAAGACACAGCUUUCAAAGUCGUAGGAAAGCCCUGCGCUUCUCAGUGCACUUGGGCUGAGCUGGAGUAUGAAGGCUUCACCAUACAAGCAUUUCUUCCUCGCUCUGAUGCACAUGCCUUGAAGAUCAGUGGCUUGGGACAGUACGUCUCGGUUAACGACCGACCUCUCACUUCGUCCCGAGGCAUAUCUAGACAGCUUGUCCGCAUCUACAAGGAAAGCCUCAAGGAAUCGUCAUCGCUAGGAGAUGCCAAAGACCCUUUUCUGUAUCUGUCGCUCUCUUGUCCGCCUGGCAGCUACGACGCCAACAUCGAGCCAGCAAAAGAUGAUGUUCUGUUUGGUGACGUCGAUAAAGUUGUGGAGGCUGUCAGAAGAUUGAUGUUGAUAAUAUAUCCAGAGAAGGAUGACCCAGGAGAACCCACGGCUACUGAUGAGCCUACUGGCAAAAGCCGCGAAUUGUUUGCGACGCCAGCACCUGGAGCAAGGCCAAGCAGAAUCGAGCCAAAGAGCAACAUGUAUGAUCUUGAUGAGGACGAUCUCACUCUAUUCAUGGACUCGGUAGAUCAGCCCAGGAACGAUGCCGCCGAGGAAGAAGAGCAACCAGAAUCGAUCAGAAGUGCUGCAGUGUCAAACCCUUGGGUGGUUGCUAAGAUGAAUGCCUACAGCAACAAGAGGAACAACGUCAAUAUACAGCUCUUGACUCCGGCCAAACAAGCGUCAAGUUCAACCCCUGAAGCAAGUCCACCUGCUUUUGAAACACAUUGUCCACAGCAAGACGCACCAGCAUUGCCGACACCUCGACAAUCGUCACCCAUGUUCGCUGCAUCAGAAGAACCUGAGGGUGUUGGUCCUCGUCGGAUGAUAGGCCCGCCUAAUCUUCCUCCUCCAGUACACCACAUGUCGCCAAUGCGAAACAGCGUUGAAGCUCUCGAAUCUUCUCCAGCGCCCAAUCGUAUGACUUUACCUCCUCAACAAACCUCAGAAGGCACCCCGCUGGACAUGAUACCGGAAGCGGCACCAAGAAGACGAAGUCCUCCGAAACAACAGCAACGACAGUUUGUGAAUAAGCCCUUCGUGUCACCAGUUGACCCUGAACGCGAUGCUUGGUUUCACUUUCCCGACUCGCAAACGUCGAGGCAGUUUGCACGCAAAGGACGAUCCCACAAGCAAAGUGGAGCGGGUUUGGUCCCAAGUGGGGAACCAUAUUCUUCAAGUGCUACGCCUCCUCCCAACAACACAGACAUUCGCGACUUUCUCGGACGAGGACAGCAGUCCACUACUCCAGCAGCUGAUGUUCCAGCAAACAUAGACAUCGAAAACAUAUCACCGAUUGAGGCACGCCGCGAGACGCAGCCUAAGGGGUUCGUCAAGGCUAGUGAACUUGAUCUCGCCAGCACUCAAUCUAUGGAGCCGACACUUCCAGCCCCAGCACCAAAACCAAAACGCCGCAGAACGGCAGACGACCGUGCACUGAAGGAAGCUUCUGGGAACAGCAGAGCGAGUGAAGAUGAAAGUGGUUCCGAAUACGAAGAUCGUCCUCGUCGCCUUCGUACUGGAGAAGUAGAACCAAAACGAGUAAGACGUAUCAAGUCGUCUACAUUGCAACUCGAAAAAGUGCCACCAGAAGCGCAGACUCAAGGAUGGACCGCUCGUCUGUCAACAACGGUUGACGACUUGGACGAGAAGUUGCAACAUGUUGAGCCAGAAGGUACAUUUGUGGCGUGGAAUGCACCUGCCUUUGACACAGAAGCGGACUUGAAAAGAAACUUUAUAGAAGGCGAUGUGCAGUGCUGGACUUCCUUGCUCAGUCAGUCUUUACUCAAGCUUGAGCCUGAAGGUGAGUUGGUUCGCGAUCUUGGUGAUGUGGUCAGAAAUGCGAUGAGUAGAUGGGGAUCCAUUGCUGCUGUCUGA